GAGCUUCCUUCCGAACAGAAUAAGAAAAAUGCUUCGAUUUAUAUGCUGCAAUCACACUCAGUCAAUGUGAAAUGUCAAGUAAAAUGUAUUUUGACAGGUCUGAUGUGAACUAAAGAAAAAUAAGAGAGUCGUCACACUGUGAAGUUGUCUACAAAAUGGUCUACCAUCGAAUCAUGCCUUCUUUGAUUUGACAUUUUGAACACAAAAACACAACCUAAAUUUUUCUUGUCCCCAUAGAAUUUCAUUAAAUCAUUUGUUUAGACGAGGAACAUUUUGGAUAGAUUCCGUGUAAAAUGCCGUUUAUGAUAGGACCAGCGCCGAUUCGGCGAACCAAACAAUAUUUGAGCUAUGGAAAAUUGUAUAUUAAGGAUAAAAUUAAAAUUAUGAGCAUAAAUUACAAUGAAAAGGGAGACCAUCAUCAAGGUGCCCGUGAUUUUGUAUUUUGGUAUGUGCCACAGAUUCAGUACAAAAACCCCAAUGUGCAAAUAGUUUCAUUCAAGAAUUUAACACCAUCACCGUUCAUCAGAUGUUUUUAUGAGAAUGGAAAGGAGCUUAUAAUUGACGUGGAUAGUAAGAAAAAGGAGGAAAUUCUAUCGCAUUGCCUGCAAACGAUUGGAAAAUCCAGUGAACAAAUUCAGGCAGAAAAGAUGGCAGCUCAAAAGAAAGAGAAUCCAUCAAUCUUUGGCGUCGGUUGUGAGCGGGCGUGCAUUUGCAUGGUUCCCGGCCAAUUACCAUGCCCGGGUAUCGUAAAAUUACCUGACCACAUGCGUGGCAAACUUAAAUGGAAUAAAGAUUAGGUGUUUAACAGUGUGAAGAAGAUGUAGCAAAUAAAUAAUUCAAUUCA
Messenger RNA from Sitodiplosis mosellana (orange wheat blossom midge), 844 nucleotides. RefSeq names its product probable 28S ribosomal protein S25, mitochondrial (gene mRpS25). Gene Ontology annotation, molecular function: structural constituent of ribosome. Bases 294 to 797 code for a protein of 167 amino acids. NCBI's taxonomy places the organism in Eukaryota, Metazoa, Arthropoda, Insecta, Diptera, Cecidomyiidae. Gene Ontology annotation, cellular component: mitochondrion. The record is from RefSeq and is a predicted model, not a curated record. The transcript is spliced from 4 exons.